Messenger RNA from Lentinula edodes (shiitake mushroom), 729 nucleotides. RefSeq lists its product as uncharacterized. Gene Ontology annotation, biological process: lipid metabolic process. The record is from RefSeq and is a predicted model, not a curated record. NCBI's taxonomy places the organism in Eukaryota, Fungi, Basidiomycota, Agaricomycetes, Agaricales, Omphalotaceae. Gene Ontology annotation, cellular component: membrane. The transcript is spliced from 3 exons. The coding region runs from base 1 to 729 and encodes 242 amino acids. Gene Ontology annotation, molecular function: oxidoreductase activity, acting on the CH-CH group of donors.
AUGUCAUCCACCACCAAGAAACAAAAUACGCUUAUAAAUCGUGGAUCCACCGAAUCAGCUCCGUUGUCACGCACUAUCUUCGUCCUCGCCCGCGCCCUAGAUCUGCCACUCCAAUAUGCUAUUCUUUCUUCUCGUUCUUUGACCGCGCCUUUGAUUCACGCUCUAGGCGGAACAGCUAUCCUACCUACUGGACGCCCGCUCUUCCUCAUGGGUACCAACACCGGCUUGUCUCCCCAACGCGCCAUUCUAUUCGGCAUGGCCCUAGGCUCGUUCGUCAAGCAAAGUCACUGGAUCAACACGAUCUUAUUCACCAAUACAGCCACUUCAGUCUUGGCCUAUCCCACUGUCAACGGAGAUGAGACGGUAUUACCCGUCCCCACCAUCUUUGGUCUUGGUUUCUAUGCACUCGGAAUGGUCUUGGAGUGGGGUUCUGAAAUUCAAAGGUUACGAUUCAAGAAAAAUCCAAGGAACAAAGGUCGUGUGUAUACCAAAGGCCUUUUCGGAUUAGCCAGACAUAUAAACUACGGCGGAUACGUUCUUUGGAGGACAGGAUUCGCUAUGGCUGCUGCUGGAUGGACUUGGGGGUUGGUCACUGGAGCGUUUUAUACGUAUAAUUUUUUGACGGAUGGGAUACCGGAGCUAGAUGGGUAUUGUAAAAAGAGGUAUACCGAGGAAUGGAGCCAGUAUAAAAGAGAUGUUCCGUAUAAGCUGUUUCCUUUCAUUCUCUAA